UCCCUUUCCCACAUUUUCCUCCAAAACCCGCUAUUUUUUUGUCGUUUUUCUUCCAAAACCCGCUAUUUUUUUGUCGUUUUUCCUCCAAAACCCGCUAUUUUUUUUUAUUUUCCGCUAUUUUCCCCACUUUUUUUCCAAACCGCCGUGCAUGCGAGGGUCAUGAGCUCGUACUUCGUGAACCCCCUGUUCUCCAAGUACAAAAGCGGCGAUUCCCUGGAGCCGCCCUACUACGAUUGUCGCUUCCCGCAGAGCGUCAGCCGCAGCCACGCUCUGGUUUACGGCCCCGGCGCCGCCACCGCCACUUUCCAGCACCCAUCGCACCCUUCCCACCACGUCCAGGAAUUUUUCCACCCYGGAACCACCUCGGGAAUCUCCAAUUCUGGCUACCAGCAGAACCCGUGCGCUCUGGCGUGUCACGGAGACGCUUCCAAGUUCUAUGGAUACGAAGCUCUGCCGCGACARUCGCUGUACGGAGCGCAGCAAGAGGCGGCCGUGGUUCAAUAUCCCGACUGUAAAUCGUCGGCCAACACUAACUCUGCCGAGGGACAAGGGCACUUAAAUCAAAACUCGUCUCCCAGUCUCAUGUUCCCAUGGAUGAGACCUCACGGUUAGGCGCUUGCUUCUUU
This is a messenger RNA of Malurus melanocephalus (red-backed fairy wren), 626 nucleotides long. RefSeq names its product homeobox C8 (gene HOXC8). Gene Ontology annotation, biological process: regulation of transcription by RNA polymerase II. Gene Ontology annotation, molecular function: RNA polymerase II transcription regulatory region sequence-specific DNA binding; DNA-binding transcription factor activity, RNA polymerase II-specific. Gene Ontology annotation, cellular component: nucleus. The record is from RefSeq and is a predicted model, not a curated record. Bases 160 to 612 code for a protein of 150 amino acids. NCBI's taxonomy places the organism in Eukaryota, Metazoa, Chordata, Aves, Passeriformes, Maluridae. The transcript has a single exon.